Corythoichthys intestinalis (scribbled pipefish) is the source of this 2066-nucleotide messenger RNA. RefSeq names its product gastrula zinc finger protein XlCGF57.1-like. The transcript has 2 exons. Gene Ontology annotation, molecular function: DNA-binding transcription repressor activity, RNA polymerase II-specific; RNA polymerase II cis-regulatory region sequence-specific DNA binding. Gene Ontology annotation, cellular component: nucleoplasm. NCBI's taxonomy places the organism in Eukaryota, Metazoa, Chordata, Actinopteri, Syngnathiformes, Syngnathidae. Bases 171 to 1295 code for a protein of 374 amino acids. Gene Ontology annotation, biological process: regulation of transcription by RNA polymerase II. The record is from RefSeq and is a predicted model, not a curated record.
GUAACUUCCGUGUACCCCUUGCAACAUUUGCCGUUCCUUCGUGUCGCCUUCCCUUGACCAAACGAGCUCCUUCUAAACAUUUUCAUCGGUGUCCUGCAGACGUCACUGAAGAACAUAUUCACCCUGAGAAACACGAUCCCCCACACUUUAAACAGGAGUUGGAGUCGGAGAUGUUCUACAUCAAACAGGAAAUGGAGCCAGACACCCCCUACAUUAAAGAAGAAGAACAGGAACAUGAAAUCAUUGCAGUGACUGUUGGUGUGAAGAGUGAAGAAGAUGAAGUUCUAAGCGAAGAGAGUGAAGCAGUGAAAUCUUCGAGCAACAGCUCAUUUCAGGUCCUGACAACAAAAGGAGAAGGACCAUCGCAACCGGACGGGCUCCUAGCUCCGCUUUCUGACAGUGAUGACAUCACGUCACACUCUUCUGACACUAAUGAGGAGGAAGAUGACUUUGAGCAAAAUGCUUUAAAAUCCUUAAACAGGUCAUCAUUGAAAAGAGCAAAAGAAUGUGCGGGUGGGAAACAGUUUGCCUGCACAUUUUGCGACAAAGGAUUUUCUCGGAAGGGUCUGCUAGAAAGACACACGCGUACACACACUGGAGUAAAGCCUGUUAUCUGCACACUUUGCAACAAAGGAUUUUCUGGGAAGGCUAUGUUAGAAAGACACAUGCGUACACACACUGGAGAGAAACCUUUUGUCUGCACACUUUGCAACAGAAGAUUUUCUCAGAAGUCUCAUUUAAGAAUACAUACACGUACACACACGGGAGAAAAGCCUUUUGUCUGCACAUGUGGUAAAAGAUUCGCCGAAAAGGGAUAUUUAAACCAACACGCAAUCACACACACUGGAGAAAAGCCUUUUGUCUGCGCAUUUUGCAACAAAAGAUUUUCUCUGAAGACUAAUAAAGAAAAGCAUAUGCGUACACACACUGGAGAAAAGCCUUUUGCCUGCACAAUUUGUGAUAAAAGAUUCACCAAGAAGGGAAAUUUAAACCAACACACAAUCACACACAGUGGAGAGAAGACUUUUGCCUGCUCCUUAUGUGACAAAAGAUUUUACUGUCAGACUCAGUUUACCAGACACAUGCAUACACACACUGGAGAAAGACCCUUUGUUUGCACACUAUGUGGCAAAAGAUUCACCGAGAAGCGAUAUUUAAACAGACACGCAGGAACACACACCGGAAGGAAACAUUUUGGCUGCUUACUUUGUGAUAAAAGAUUCGAUCUUAAGAGAGAUUUAGUGUGGCACACAAGAAGCCACACUGAGGAAAAACCUUUGAAUUGCAGUGUGUAACAAAAUUAUUCAAAUUCUUGCCACACAUUUAGAGUGGAAAAAGCUUUUCGAUUUUCUCAUUCACUUUCCCCUUGAGCCUCUUUUGACAGAGUUGUUGAAAUGAUUUUUCAGGUCCUGGUCUUUUUCACAACUAUCCAAUAUUCUUGAUUUUAUUUCUUAAUUGAAUCAAUUUGGUUUAGGUUAGGUUACUUCAUAUCAAGCUUGUUCCCAACAGCUUGAGCUGUUGUGUUUUAAAUUAAGACUUUUCUGCUCCUUUGAUUAACACAGAUUUAGCUUGUUACUCCUCUAUUUGUUGCUUUUGUAAACCCUGUUGUAAAGUGACCAUGAGUGUCUUUCAAAGAGCCAUAUUCCUGAUUUGUCUUAUCAUUUGUAACUUUACUCCUUGUCACUAGGGGCUGUCAAUCGUGUCUUUCCACUGACCUUGAGUCAGCCCCGGGAGGCUUAAAAUGACAGCUAAUCAUGACACAGGUGUUGGGCAAAACAGUUUUUGACUGUGACUUGGUGCAUUGUGCUAGAAUGGAAUGUACUCAUUUUGUUUGUUCCGUUUUGAAUACGUUUUUGAGAUUUUGAUUUGUUACUUUUAUUUGGAUAAAGAGCAUUUGAGUUAAGUUACAAGACGCCUCCAAAAUAAACUAUUGGAACUGAGAAAUGGACUCGCUGUGUAUGCGUCGCUUCUUCAACUGCACUGGGCACUAAACUAUCAUCCAGGACUUGACUGUGUACAGGGAUUAGUAUACAGCAGCGGUCUCAAACCGACUCCACAAAGGGCCG